Molecule: messenger RNA, 2715 nt
Organism: Ochlerotatus camptorhynchus
Lineage: Eukaryota; Metazoa; Arthropoda; Insecta; Diptera; Culicidae
Gene: RunxA
Product: Runt related A
Exons: 5
Coding region: 115-1923 (602 amino acids)
Biological process (GO): regulation of DNA-templated transcription
Cellular component (GO): nucleus
Molecular function (GO): DNA-binding transcription factor activity, RNA polymerase II-specific; RNA polymerase II cis-regulatory region sequence-specific DNA binding; ATP binding
Source: RefSeq, a predicted model, not a curated record
AACGUAUGCAUCGGAACAAGUGUCCCAGCAAAACAGGAAUAACAGUGUGAAAAGAGACAAAACCCGGUCCGCGAACGUGAUAAAAACAUAAAUCAAAGUGUAUCGAUAUUAAAAAUGCAUCUGACUACGAACAAUACGACGACAAACAGCGGUAACACGAACGGGAACAACGUCGGUAGCAAUAACAAUGGUGCCGGAAGCGGAGGUGGAAGUAGUGGCGGAGGAGGUGCAUCAGGAGCGGGAACCAAUAGCAACAACAAUAACAACAGUAGUAGUAGCAAUAAUAAUAACAACAACAACAACGGCACUAGCAACAACAAUGGUAAUGGGGCAGCAGCUGGAGAAAAUGGUCCACCGUCGGCCGCCAGCAUACUGCAGGACACCUACACAAAGAUGACGUCUGAUAUACUGGCCGAACGGACGCUGGGCGAUUUUCUCUCCGAGCAUCCGGGCGAACUGAUUCGAACCGGGAGUCCUCUGUUUGUUUGCACGGUGCUGCCACCGCACUGGCGAUCGAAUAAAACACUUCCGGUUGCGUUCAAGGUCGUUGCGCUCGGGGACGUCGGCGACGGGACAAUGGUGACGGUACGGGCCGGUAAUGACGAAAAUUAUUGCGCCGAACUGCGAAACUGUACAGCUGUGAUGAAGAACCAAGUGGCCAAAUUUAACGAUCUCCGAUUCGUGGGGAGAAGCGGACGAGGCAAAAGUUUUACCCUCACCAUAAUGAUAUCCACGAGUCCUCCCCAAGUUGCCACCUACAACAAAGCCAUCAAGGUGACCGUCGAUGGACCACGAGAACCCCGGUCGAAAACAAUGUUAUCACCGCUUCUUCUAGGGCAACAGCAGCAGUUCCACUUUGCCUUCGGUCAGCGCCCGUUCCACUUUCCAGCGGAUCCACUGUCCAGCUUCCGGAUGCCGCCAAUAGAUAUGUCCCAAUUCGGUCUGGGUACAGCCAACUCCCACUGGAGCUACAGUACAAGCGGUCCGUACUCACCAUAUCUGACGUCCUGCACCACACCAACGGCAGCUCAGUUCAACAAUCCUGCUCUAGGUUUUACCUGCUCCAGCGGUGAACAGAACGCUGGUCAGGAUUUCACCAGCACUGGAAGAGACUGCGUUCCAAUGCUUCCGGAUUCAACGGCAGCCGAUUUGGAUCAGCACCUGAGCAGCCUAGUAGGAACUCAACAAACCGCCCAAAUGACCCAUCCCAGCCUGAUGACUACCAACGGAAGUAGUAAUCCCGCUGGAAAUGGCUCCAACGGAAACGGAGUGACCGCUCAAGCAAACACCAUCACCACAACCAACGGCUCCAAUGGACUUUUAGUUCCUCGCUACCAAAGCAAUUCCAGCAACAAUGACUACGCUCUUCACACGAGCCAAAGUGGACCACGUAGUUUGAGUGAUUCAUCGCAGGCAGAGUCUCCAGUUCAGGAAGAUCUCCUUUCAUCAAAUACCCCAAACUUGGGAGGCGCCGCAAACCAGAACUUCUCCAGCUUGGUCGUAAACCAAAGUCAAUCUAAUUAUGGUUCCAGUGGGGGAAGUUGUAACGGAUCGAUUUACCCGGUUCUUCCAGCAAGCUUACUUUAUUCGCAACUCUACACAGCAGCCAAUCAAACCCAUGGAUUCCAUAACCACCCCUUGCAAAACACCCAUACGGCUGCCCAGAAUACUUCGAUGCAUGCCGGAGAACUGCAAAGUGUUAUGGAUCAUUUGACCUCAACUACGGCCAAUGGCGGUCGACAGCAUCCGAAUCUAAUGAGCAACAAUCCUCACACGGAUCUUUCCCUGAUAGGGAACUGUGGGGCAAUGGCUCGAGGGGCUCUGGACGAAUCUGGAGCAAGAGCUCUGGCUGGUGCCCGUGGUGUUCCACCGCAAGGGCAAGUUCAAUCCGAAAACGGGAACUCCGUCUGGAGGCCAUACUGAGGAAAGCUUCAACCGUAGGGCUUAAGUGCAAUAUAAGUAAUUCGCUUCAAUGGUUGCUGAUUGUUAUCACCAAAGAAUAUGUUGACUGUUUUCUAGUUAAGUUGUACAGAUUUAAUUUUCCGAAACGCUUAUUUAAUUUCUCACACUGUAAAUAGCGGAUUUAAUCUCGCAGAAUGGCAUUUGAUCCCAGGGUUGAUGUACACUGAACACUACAUGUUAUUCCGUACUAAGAUGCAACAGUAGUUAAAUGAAGCUCCGUAUACAGUUUAGAAUGGAUAACAGAUUGUAGCGCUUCUCUAUUUGUCAAACAUUCGAUGCACGAUGAUAUGUAAACCUAUGUAAAAACAAGUUUAUGUAACGAAUUACUGGAUUUUAAACAAUCAAAAACGCAAAUAGAGUUCCAGCCAAAAGCGUCCCCGGAAAACUUAUCCCAUGUAUUUGUAGUUACCAUAAAUAUACAGUGCGCAGCUGUUACUGAACUUCCUAUUUUCUAUUACUAAAGAGUAUUGUCGAAACCGUAGCCAAAAUGUAGAACGUAAUGGAAACAAAACUCAAUAGAAUAAAUAAAACUAAAACAGGAAAAUGUUUCCUCUCUUGAUGUGAAGUUUUCUUGAUUUAAUGGUAGUGAUGCAUGUGAAUUUGAAGAACAGUGUACGAAAUGUCUGCGUCCAAACCCAACAAAUAGAAGAAUGUUUUGAACAGUAGCCGGUCAAGAUGUUAUUUUUAAGUAGGAAUAUCGAUUUCUACCCUGUAAAAUAAUGCUGUGAAACGAAUAAGAAAUAAAUGCUGAAA